This is a messenger RNA of Ipomoea triloba (trilobed morning glory), 567 nucleotides long. RefSeq lists its product as uncharacterized. The transcript has a single exon. The coding region runs from base 1 to 567 and encodes 188 amino acids. The record is from RefSeq and is a predicted model, not a curated record. Gene Ontology annotation, molecular function: RNA-DNA hybrid ribonuclease activity; nucleic acid binding. Lineage: Eukaryota; Viridiplantae; Streptophyta; Magnoliopsida; Solanales; Convolvulaceae.
AUGGCCCUUUCGUAUCUAACAAAUUGGAAAUUUGCGAACGAGAAGGUGAUGGGGAGAAUGGAGGAGGGAGUUGAGAUGUUGAAGUGGAAGCCGCCGUGUCUUGGUCGUGUAAAGCUGAAUGCAUAUGCUGCUUUUGAUGAAGGAAAUAAUGUGAUGGGCUUAGGUUGGGUCUUACGAGAUGACGAUGGUCGGUUCUUGGCGGCAAAAAGAAUGUGUGUCCUGGGAAAGUACGAGGUUAAAGAGGCUAAGGCGGUUUGUGUUCGUGAAGCUCUCAGUUGGAUGAAGGGGACAAGCAUAGGGGACGUUGAUGCGGAGACAGACUUACAGCUGGUUUAUUAUGCUUUAUGUUCGGACUCUUUUAAUUCUGUUUUUGGUUUUAUUAUUGACGAUGUUAAAGAUGUUGCAUCCAUGAUAGAUGGUGUAGACUUCUAUUUUGUGAAGCGAUCUACGAAUCGUGCUUCCCACACUGUUGCUCGGGAAGUCGUUUCUAUGUCAAGUUGCGGGCAGUGGUUCGACGACCCUCCUCUUUAUCUUGUUGAUUGUUUUCUUUCUGAUUUAACGAAUUAA